UGACAAAGCGAGCCGUGAGGUCCCCGAAACAUGUCUCUUCUCCCCUGGGUCGUCAUGCUGAAAAAUGACCGGGGAUGGGAAUCUCCCUGCCGCUUAAUUUAGCGAUUCGCUUCAUCGCAGCCGAGUCACCUGUUUGAGCGUUAGAAACAAACAAGAGGCGGCCGGGGGCUUCUUUAUUUAUUCAAGAGAAGAUGGCGGAGUUUUCGCCCGUCCUGCCGAUGCGGGAUGGAGGAGGAGGAGGAGGAGGACGAUUGGGCCAGCCUAUCUUCCCUCGGUCCAGGUCCGGUUCCGAGUCUGAGAGCGAACUAUCCCAGAGCCUGGCCCGGACAAAGAUCCGGUCGUACGGGAGCACGGCGAGCGUCACGGCCUCUCUGGGGGAGAAAUACAUAGAGCAUCGGGUUACGGACAGUGACACCCUGCAGGGGAUUGCUCUGAAAUACGGUGUUACGAUGGAACAAGUCAAGAGAGCCAAUAAGCUGUUCAGCAACGACUGCAUUUUUCUGAAGAACAGCCUCAACAUCCCUGUGUUGUCGGAGAAGCGCUACAUAUUUAAUGGACUGUCUCUGGAGUCUCCCGAUGGGGACGCUGAAGCAGCAUGCCCGGAGGCAGAUUCGCCCUGUGUUGUGACGCAGGACAUCGAGGGACCCUCGCCACCCCUUUCCCCGCCCCCCGAGGACUCCAAACCACCCCAGCCAGAGGAGCUGUCAGCCAAAGACUUCUUACACAGACUGGACUUGCAAAUCAAACAGUCAAAGCAGGCAGCGCGCAGGCUGAAAGAAGAGGAAGUAAGGAACAACGAGGACGACUACACGGCCCCCACGACGUCAUACCAGGAAAUAUGAAGGACCUGUCUGUUUACCUUAAGCUCUGUCUCAGACACACAAACAUACUGUAUACAGGCCCACAAACACAACCACAGUCUCUUUGCUUUUUAUUUUCUCUUGACCUUUUUGCUUUUACCAAACCCUCUUUGAGCAAGUGUCAUGUUUGCCUUUUAUUUAUUGAAAUGCAACUACUCUGCGUAUAUGAUUGUUAUUGUUUUGUACAGCUGUACUGUAAGACUAAGCAGUGCAAGGGGAACAUGUCGUAUAAAUAGCUUCCGAGCACACGGCCCCUGUCCUCCCUCGUAUGCUACUGAAGCUGCUGUACAGAACCCACCUGCUGCACAUGUACACACACACACACACACACACACACACACACACACACACACACACACACACACACACACACACACACACACACACACACAGGCACAAAGCGCUAAGCAACUCCAGGAGGAUUAGCUUGUCAGACUCGCUAACCGCUUCUGAUGUUCUAAAUCCCCCAUUACAGUAAUAUCAUCGGAAAGUGUAUACAGGCCUUCCUCAUCAGUGUUUACCCAGUACGAGCUCACCCCAAUCUGACGCGGGGGUUUGACUCAAGCCUUUGGACACGUCCUGUUUGCCUCAUUGAAGCUUUUUUUUUCUCUUUGCGAUCAGAAGGGAGUGCUCUAUUUUUUUGAAGUGUGAAUGCAUUAUUUAUGUGUGCGGGGAACUGUCUGUAACAGCUGUUAUAUUGUGCUUUAAAAUUCUAUUGUUUUAUUUCUGAGAAUAAAUGUAUAUUUAAACCAACAA
Labrus mixtus (cuckoo wrasse) is the source of this 1616-nucleotide messenger RNA. It is a transcript of the gene lysmd2, whose product is annotated as LysM, putative peptidoglycan-binding, domain containing 2. The coding region runs from base 192 to 842 and encodes 216 amino acids. Lineage: Eukaryota; Metazoa; Chordata; Actinopteri; Labriformes; Labridae. The transcript has 3 exons. The record is from RefSeq and is a predicted model, not a curated record.